Selaginella moellendorffii is the source of this 2106-nucleotide messenger RNA. Its product is annotated as pentatricopeptide repeat-containing protein At3g06920. Gene Ontology annotation, molecular function: protein binding. The coding region runs from base 1 to 2007 and encodes 668 amino acids. The transcript has a single exon. The record is from RefSeq and is a predicted model, not a curated record. Lineage: Eukaryota; Viridiplantae; Streptophyta; Lycopodiopsida; Selaginellales; Selaginellaceae.
AUGAGGAGCUUGUUCCUUGUCCAGAAGCGAUCUCUCAUAAUAUCGCCGUCCAGCAGCACCAAGCUUCCCUUUGCGAAUCCCCACCACGUCCGGGCUCUCCUCCCCAUUCUCGACGCCGCCGCGGCGAAUCCAGGUACCAAUGUGGCCGCGCUGCUCGAUCGGCGCUUCGGUUUCCCGGGGCUCACCAGGGAUACCUUCCGCGACGUCCUCGGCAGGGUCAAAUGCGGCGCCCUGGCACAGAGAUUCUUCGACUGGGCAGCGACCCAGCAGGGAUUCGCCCACGACAGGUUCACAUACAAUGCCCUUCUUUCGGCAUUGGUGCGCGGAGGGCGGCUGGACGAUGCGCACGAAUCGCUAUCCCUCGCGAAGAAGAAGAAGGCGAUCAUGCUCGAUGUGGCGUCCUACAACAUUGUGAUCCGGGGGCUGUGCCUGGCGGGGAGAUUCUCGCGGGCUUACGAGCUUCUUAAAGAGAUGGAGGCUCUUGGCAUCAAGAAGAGCCAAGUCACACACGGGAUCAUCCUCAAGGCUCUGUGCGAGAGGAAGGAGGUGGAUCAAGCGCUAAGUUACUUCCACUCGGUGUCUCCAAGGUCGGACUUAGACGUGGUUUCUUACACGACUUUGAUCAUGGGAUUGGCAGACUCGGGCAGGAUCGAUGUAGCUUGCGAGCUCUUCGAGGAGAUGAGCUCUUCCGGGAGCCAGUGCGUGGUGGCUUACACUGCCAUCAUCAACGCGCUCUUCAAAGCUCACAGACCCGAUCAAGCAAUUGCCUGCUUUGAGAGAAUGGUGGCGAGGAAGUGUGACCCGGAUCUAAGGACUUUCACGGUCGUCAUCACGGGGCUUUGCAAGGCUGGGAAGCUGAACAGAGCUUGUGAGGUGUUUCAGGAGAUGAAUCGCAAGGGGUGGAAGCCAGACAUUAUUGUUUACACGAGCUUGGUGGAUGGAUUGUCCAAAGCGAGCAUGAUGGACGAGGCACGGAAGCUCCUCCAGGAGAUCGUCUCUAGGGGGAUGAAGCCGACGGAGGUGACUUACACUUCUUUCAUCAGUGGUCUUUGCAAGAACGGCCGAGUGGAAGAAGCUGGAAAGCUUGUUCGUGAGAUGGGAAAGAUGUGUGCCGCGGAGGUGCUUCACUGUAUCUUCGGGGGCUAUGUUUUGGAAGGGAAGAUCGAGGAGGCCUUGACUUUGAAGGACGAGAUGGUGAAGAAGGGAGUGACUCUGGAUGUAAGGUGCUACACAAAUCUCAUCCAUGGGCUGUUUUACGUGAGACGAAACGAUGAAGCACAAGAGAUGUUUGAAGCCAUGGUCCGGCAGGGAUGUGUCCCGGAUACUCGUACUUACGGCAUGAUCGUCAGCCACUUCUGCAAGCAAGGCAAGAUGCAAGCAGCGUGCAAAGUCGUAGAGAUCAUGGACGCAGCGGGACUGGAAGCAAACUGCCACGUCUACAACUCGCUCAUGGAUGGAUUCCUGGGGGUGAACCGAGCGAGAGAGGCGAUCAACGUUUACAGCACGAUGCUGCGCAAGAUGGUGAAGCCGAGCAUCGUGACUUAUAACAUCCUCAUGCUCGGGCUCUGCAAGCUGGGCCAGACUGCGGAUGCCCGGCUGGUGCUCAGGGAGAUGCGAGAGAGAGACGGGAUCGUUCCGACAAUCGUCUCGUAUCGGACUUUGAUCCACGGGCUUGGAAAGGCGGGACGUGCAGACGAGGCCAUCGAUGUCUUCACAGAGAUGGUUGACAACGGCGUGGUUCCCGACUGUCCGAGCUGCACGAGCCUCAUUCAAGCUUUGGCAAUGGCGGACAGGAUGGACGAGGCGACGCAGCUCCUUAGAGACAUGCCGAGGAUGGGAAUCACUCCCGAUGCUCUGGCUUACAAUGCUCUGGUCAAGGUGCUGUGUGGUGGUGCCAAAGUUGGGCCUGCCUGGGACGUUCUUGUGGAGAUGAUGGACAACAGCUGCGUCCCAGAUGGCUCGACGUUUAGAGCUAUGAAGCUGGGAUUCAAGGCUGAUACAGCUUGAUCCCCGAUCGAUUUCCAAAACUUGGUUGUAGCUAGACUAGGAUUAAUAACACUGUUAUUUAAAGCACUCUCAAUUUGUUUCCAGUGAUGGAACUAUACA